Molecule: messenger RNA, 1681 nt
Organism: Eucalyptus grandis
Lineage: Eukaryota; Viridiplantae; Streptophyta; Magnoliopsida; Myrtales; Myrtaceae
Product: premnaspirodiene oxygenase-like
Exons: 2
Coding region: 31-1557 (508 amino acids)
Molecular function (GO): iron ion binding; oxidoreductase activity, acting on paired donors, with incorporation or reduction of molecular oxygen; heme binding
Source: RefSeq, a predicted model, not a curated record
GAAGCCCAACAUUUACCAAAGUUCGAAACAAUGUUUCAGUUCUCCGCCUUUUCCUUUAUCCUUUCUUCAUCUCUCUUUUUGUUGAUACUGAUUUAUAAGGUGAUCUUUAACCGACGUGCAACAAAAGGCUCAAAUCUUAAGCUACCUCCCGGUCCGAAGAAGUUGCCGGUUAUCGGAAAUCUGCACCAAAUGAUUGGCGAAUUGCCACACCAUCGCCUAUACAAAUUGGGCAAGAUGUAUGGACCAGUCUUCUAUCUUCAAGUCGGCGAGCUUCCUUUUGUAAUAAUCACAACCCCGGAAGCAACCAAGGAGGUCCUAAAGACCCAAGAGCUAGCCUUCCUGGACCAUCCACCUUAUCCACCCAAUCAAACGACGAGUUAUGAGAACUCAAGUAUCUUCUUUACUCCAUACGGAGAAUUCUGGAGGCAACUCCGGAAGAUCUGUAUGCUAGAACUCCUCGGGGUCAAAAGUGUGCGGUCAUUCAAAUCAAUAAGAGAGGAUGAGGUAAGCAAUGUCAUUAAAUACAUUGAGUCCUUGUCCGGUCUUCCUUUCAAUCUCAGCGAGAGGAUUAGUGCAUGUAUGAACCGUGUCGUCUCCAAGGCAUUUUUCGGCGACGCGUGCAAACAACAGGAUGAGUUCAUUGCAUUACUUCGCGAAGUGUCGAGUCUAGCAAGCAGGCUCGACAUAGCCGAGGUUUUCCCUUCACUCAAAUUUCUCCGUUACCUUAGUUGGGUGAAACUUAAGCUUAACAGGGUAUACAGAAAAUAUGACAAAAUCUUGAGCACUAUUCUUGCUGACUACAAAAUGCGAAGAGAAAACUUAGGUGGCCAAGCAGGUAUGCCGGAUAAAAAAGAUUUAGCCGAUGGCCUAUUACGUCUUCAGGAAUCCAACGACAGCGGAUUCCAUCUUACAACCGAUAACAUUAAAGGCGUCAUUUUCGAAAUUAUUAGUGCUGGAACCGACACAUCAUCGGCCACGUUAGAAUGGGUAAUGUCUGAAUUGCUCAUGAACCCAAGGGUGAUGGCCAAGGCACAAAAUGAGAUACGGAGGGUUUUAAAAGGAAAGGACCGCGUUCAGGAAUCAGAUAUCGAAGAACUGAAUUACCUGAAGUGUAUUAUUAAAGAAACUCUCAGAAUGCACCCCCCAAUACCAUUGAUCCCCAGAGCACCGAGCGAAGAAUGCAAGGUCAACGGAUACGAUAUUCCUAUGAACUCAAGAGUCCUUAUCCAUGUAUAUGCUCUAGGAAGAGAUCCAAGAUAUUGGACAAAUCCGGAGAAAUUUGAGCCAGAGAGGUUUAUCGAAUCUUCGGAGGAUUAUAAGGGGUUGCACUAUCAGCUUGUUCCAUUUGGAUCUGGUCGGAGGAUGUGUCCAGGCAUGGCAUUUGGCACAGCCAGCAUUGAGCUUCUGUUAGCAUCACUGUUAUAUCAUUUUGACUGGAAGCUAGCAAAUGGGCAAACACCAGAACAACUCGACAUGACUGAAGCUUUUGGUUUGUCAGUUAGUAGGAAAUAUGAUUUGUACGUGAUUGCUUCACCCUGUACUUCAGGUUCAGCUUGAUAUAGUAGGCAUGUGGAAGACCUACUUCAAUAUUUUCGUUAUGGAAAAAUGUAUUAUUGAAAAACUUGGUGUGAGCUUGAUCUGAAAUAAGAUUGAGGUUAUUUGUAAUUCUGAAGAAAUUUUU